This is a messenger RNA of Branchiostoma floridae (Florida lancelet), 2157 nucleotides long. RefSeq lists its product as uncharacterized. NCBI's taxonomy places the organism in Eukaryota, Metazoa, Chordata, Leptocardii, Amphioxiformes, Branchiostomatidae. Gene Ontology annotation, biological process: signal transduction. Bases 1 to 2157 code for a protein of 718 amino acids. The transcript has 8 exons. The record is from RefSeq and is a predicted model, not a curated record.
AUGUUGAAGAGUCCUGGCGCCUCCACAGACGCCGAAAGAAAUGAGCCUCGUGUAUUUGUCAUCCACGCAGGAGAAGAUAAAGACUCGUUUGUCCGCCCGUUGGUCAGCAAACUGCAGGAAAAGGGGCUGGAUGGAAAUGACAUCUUUUUCGAUGACGUUUCCAUCAAACCUGGUGACGUCAUCAGGGAGAGAAUAAUUUCGACCUUAUCGAGUGAAAGUUUAGAGAUUGCUGUCGUUGUCGUCAGCACAUCAUUCCUUAAGAAACCCUACUGGCCUAAACUAGAGUAUGAAACGUGUCUGCAAAAUAACAAACACAUAUUCCCCAUUUGGGUCGAUGCCAACGAAGACAACUUUACAGUAUUCAGUGAGUCUGUCGGAAAGUACUCCCCUACUUUGAAACAGAUGAGUGGAAGGCGUGUACAGAGAGAUGAUGUUCCUAAUGCGCUGCCGACCAUCGCUGCUGAGAUCAUACAACGGCUCUCUACGUUGAGAUAUGGGCAGCCUGCAGCAAUCCAAACGCAUCUUCAUUUUGUGCCUUCUCCGUCCGAGAGUGAUUCCAGUGACUUAGAAGAAGACACCAGUAUUGGAAGUGGUGCAGGAAUAACUAAUGAACAGUCCACAGAGGACAUUCUCAAAGCAAAGCAUGCGCAGCUACAACUAAUUGAAAAAGUCGGAGAAAUACAGCUACAAAUGUUGAAGAGGGCAGAGGGCCUGCUUUCGAAGGAAACUAUUACGCAAAUGACAAAGGACACACUAGGUGAUCUUUAUCAGCAAAGUUUGCGCAUUAUUGGGGUCAAGACGGGCAGCGUCAUUAUUCACGUAAUCCCACGUGAUCUGUCAACCUUGGACAGGUUUUGGAGAGACUAUAAGUCAGGGCAGCUCAGUAAACACUUCACCGACCGUCUUGUCACUGCUGAGAUGCGAGCAGCCGCUGGCAUGGACCUGGCGGUGCGGGUUGUCAUGCUGGACCAGCAGUACCGGCAGUGGACAGAGUAUUUCAACACACGAGACAUGACGCAGAUGGUCCAGAAGCUUCCGAGUUUAACAAUGGCACCUGCAACUUUACCUGUACGUAAGCGGCCUUCUGUGAGCCCUAACAUCUCGGGGAGUAAGAAGGCAACAAAGAUGACAUAUGAGGGACCCGCAGAAGUGUACAAGGACGUUUCUUCUCCAAAAGUACGCGAAGUAAAGAAAAAGAGAGCUAUGACUCAGAGGGACCAAGUGGAGAGGGAACAAAUAAAGUUACAAAAGGUGGAGAAACGGAGACAGUUUCUAAAACAGGCGGAACGGGAGAAACAAACGCAAGCAGAGCGCCUCAAGAAAAUACAGCAGGAAUCGCUGAGGGAGAGGGAGAAGCUACUGAAGUAUCGCUUGGGUGACAAGCAUGGUCCACGCUUCUUUACUUCCAUUGACAUACAAGACAUGCAAGAAAGUGCCCAUGGCGUACGGAUUGGCGUGUUCGGGCCGUCCGGGUCUGGAAAGAGCUGUCUCAUCAACACAUGUGAACGUGCUCUGGGGUUUACCACUGAGGGAACUCCUCGAACCGACACCAACCAACCAGAAGGCACAAUUCGCGUCCAAGAAUACCUUGGCGACAUCGGUAAGUUCUGCUUGGUCGACACUCGUGGCUUCUUCAACUACAACGAGAUGAAGCUCAUGAUCCCGGCAUUGGCUAACAUCCUGUAUACACGAAUCAAACCAGGCGAGAACAUCGCUCUGAAAGGUAUGACUGAGGCGGAUAAGGACGACAGGGACACCUUCCCCAACUGGCUCCAUGCUGUUGUCUUCGUUCUGUCAGCUCAAGACCCACUGCUGCUCAACGGGACACACGCGACCAGCCUGCACACUAUUCGAGAGUAUAUGAGACAAAGAGGCAUUGCCACAGUGACUGUUGUGACGCACGUUGACCAGGUCAAAGACCAGAGUCAGCUGGAACAGAUCAAGACGAAGGCGUCCGCUGCAACAGGAAGCUCUCCAAGCCACGUCUUCUUUAUUGAGAACUACCACCCAGAGCACAACGAGCGGGACUUCAACACCGAGCUACGGGCGAUGGAGAUACUCAACUUUGCACUCGUGGUGGGGGAGAGAUACGUCAAGAUUCACAAGCAGCAACAACAGUACCAAGAAGAGGCAAGGCAAGCAGCUGCCGCUGACUGA